Molecule: messenger RNA, 3567 nt
Organism: Cryptotermes secundus
Lineage: Eukaryota; Metazoa; Arthropoda; Insecta; Blattodea; Kalotermitidae
Gene: MFS10
Product: putative inorganic phosphate cotransporter
Exons: 11
Coding region: 828-2708 (626 amino acids)
Biological process (GO): monoatomic anion transport; transmembrane transport
Molecular function (GO): transmembrane transporter activity
Source: RefSeq, a predicted model, not a curated record
CCUGUAUUCCAGGUUGCACUUGUGUAUGAAGUGGAGAAUUUAGAUCUCCAAGUAACAACACCCAUCAAAUGCCUUGGGAAUGGUACAUAAAUUGUGGUUACAUAGUUAGCAUGUCUGCUCUGUACAGUGGAGUUUUUCAUGGUUUUUCUGUUUCUCCUGGAAGUUCUUAAGAUAUUAGUUUAAAUUAGAUUGCAGCAGUUUCCUUUUAGAUCCUUUCCAAUUCUUCAUUUGCAAUUAUCCUACCAUUCAACCCUGUGACAUAUGUAGUUAAAAAGCAUAUUUAAAUGCCUCAAGAAUAAUCAAUGCUGGAUAGAAAUAGGGCUUGUUGGUUUCAUUCCCAGAAAUAUUUUGUGAAUGAUUCUAAGUAAGAUCAGUUAAUACUCAAGGAUUCAGCCCAAGAAAAUGUCAUAAGACACUUGUCUGUGAAACAUGAACUGUGGGCUUAUAUCUGCUACAUGUUUAUAUUUCUUAAGUAUUACAACAUAUCUGUCUAACCAGGGUUUAAUUUUUAGCAGGGGCAAGACUUUAACUUUGCCGCCAUGUCUCAACUGACAGUGGCCCACCCAGAAUUCUCUGAAAAGGGUACCAGGCAGUCUUUCCCCUAACUACCUAAUCCCUUCCUUGAGCCAAGGUUAGGUGAGUACAACUACAUCUCCACUCCCACAUAUACUGAGCUGAGUAUUUCAAAGAAGAAUGGAUGAGUACUGUAAAAUGUUGGGAAACAUGAAUUCUAAGCAAAAUAACAGUAAAAAUAUUCUCAAUAAAACUAAUGCAGUAUAUUAAUAUAGUUUCAUAAUCCUUCAUAAUAGUGUACACAGAUUACAUUUAUGUCAACCAUUCAUACCAACUGCCAUCUGACGAGAAAAUUAUUAUUAAUUCAGUGUUUUAAGGUUGAUUUGUACGCCGUUGUAAUAAACAUUAACCCAAUAUGUUUGAAUUUCCCACUGGCGUAUAAAUACCAACAUUAUGUUGAAAGUAGAAACAACCAAAUUUUUACGCAUUUGCAAUGGAAUACGUCACUAACCGUCACUAAGGUCAAUAACUGUGGGGAUGAGGCACGCAGGGUCGUUCCCACGCACCUCUGGCCAGGUGAAUGGGGGUGGUGUGCAUUGUCCUGUGUCUUUGGCAAAGUGAGAAUCGUGAGAAUGUCAUUUCUGGGAGGCAGAAGUGCAAGCGAGAGAGAAAUGGGAUUAAGUCAUGACGAGGAUUUAUUGAUUUUACCACAAGCAUCUGAACCAAGACCUGUACAAGACAUAUCAGGAUGUGUGAAGGCACGUUAUGUGAUGGCUCUGAUGGGCUUCCUCGGGUUUGCCAUUGUUUAUGCAAUGAGGGUAAACCUGUCUGUAGUUAUUGUUGCUAUGGUGAACAACACUGCCAUCCCAAAAGCUAAUGACUCUGACAGCACGGAUGUCUGCGCUAUGGAGUUCACAAAUGAGACAGUUGUACAGCCGGAGGGAGAAUUUGUAUGGGAUGAAAGUGUCCAAGGUAUAAUUCUUGGUUCCUUCUUUUAUGGAUAUGUUGUGACUCAAAUCCCAGGAGGACGACUUGCAGAACUUUAUGGAGGGAAAUUAGUGUUUGGUCUUGGUGUUUUGAUCACUGGCAUUCUCACUACCUUAAGCCCUCUGGCAGCUAAGCUAGGAACAUCUUUUUUUAUUGUUAUUCGCGUCUUGGAAGGACUUGGUGAGGGUGUUACAUUUCCAUCCAUGCAUGUGAUGUUGGCUCGUUGGAUACCCCCAUCAGAAAGAAGCAAGUUUUCUGCCUAUGUGUAUGCAGGUUCAAAUUUUGGAACAAUAAUAUCAAUGCCUUUAUCGGGUUAUUUAUGUUCCCUGGAGUUCCUAGGAGGGUGGCCACUGUCAUUUUAUAUAUUUGGAGGUCUUGGAGUUGUUUGGUUUAUGGUAUGGCUGUUUGUAGUGUAUGAUACACCAGCUUUACAUCCCUAUAUCUCAAUUCAAGAGAAGAACCAUAUAAUUUCACAAGUUGGAGAUAAUCACUUGGAAGAAGGCAGAAGCAUACCUUGGAAGUCAAUCUUGACAUGCGUUCCAUUAUGGGCUAUACUGGUGACUCAGUGUGGUAUGUCUUGGAUAUUUUAUACACAACUGACAGAGUUGCCAACCUAUAUGAAGAAUGUUCUACAAUUUGACAUCACACAAGACAGUAUGCUGUCUACGUUGCCAUAUAUAACCAGCUGGCUGUUUGGAAUAGGAUUUAGCCAUAUUGCCGACUGGCUGGUCUUAAAGGGCUAUCUGUCUGUCCUUAAUUCCUAUAAAACAUUCAAUUCUAUAGGUAUGGUAAUACCAUCUCUUGGUUUGGUGGCUGUAGCUUGGGUCGGAUGUGAUCGUCUGGCUGUCAUGCUCUUACUGGCUAUUGCAGGAGGCUUUAGUGGUGCUGUUUAUGCUGGAAAUCAGAUGAAUCAUAUUGCCCUUAGUCCACAUUUUGCUGGGACUAUGUAUGGUAUCACAAAUGCUGCAGCCAAUACAUGCGGCUUCCUUGCUCCGUAUGCAAUAGGCUUGUUAAUUAAUGGGAAUGACACUCUGACUCAGUGGCGUAAGGUAUUCUACAUAGCAGCAGCCGUGACCAUAGUUGGAAAUCUGUUCUAUGUUGUGUUUGCUUCAGCAACAGAACAGUCUUGGAGCUUGGAAAUUUCAAACAAAAUUAAAGAUGAAAAGGAAAAGGAAAUUAACAGAGCAAAUUCCAUUCAACAACCAUGACUUGGAAUAUAGAAGAAUUUAUUUUAUGUAUUUGUAUAGUAUAUUGCCAUGUCUGUGAUAUUGUGGUGAACUUAUUUUGAUACAGUAAUGGAUAGUAUUUUGGUAAUAUUAGCAGUUCCUCGAUCCAUUCUUCAGAUCAUGAAUCCGAAGAUGGUUUUGAUAGGUUCAGAGCAACCUGUUUUGUCCAUUUUGACUUCACUAUAAUAACCAGGGAGAAACAGAAUAUAUUGGCUUCUUAUGAAGUAAUUUAGUGUGAAUUUUCAAACAUUUUCAAUACCAAAGGUAAAAAUAUCUCAGAAUUUGUAUUGCGUAUGUAGCCUGUUUCUCAUUGUGCUUUGACACUAAUUUUAUCAUUUAUACCUACAAUGAAAUCUCAGUUGAAUGCAGUUUAGGGGAAGGUUACAAUUUUAUCUUCAAAUAUUAAAAAUUUUACAUUUAAAUUAUGUUGAAUUUAAUCACAGUUUUUUGAGUAGUUGGACGUCACUCUCCAAAUUUAAACCACCAUUCAAUUUACAUCACAAUUUUAACUUUCUUCUCGUCUGUCAGCCACACUGGAUUACUUAGCAGGAUUGCUGGAUGAGGGAUCAUAGCUGGUUUAAGGGGAACAGGGAAGCAACUGGUUGCCACUUUUAAUGAGGUAUUGAUACAGGCAUAUGCCUGCUGAGAAUUGUAGAAAUCAUAAAAGACCUCAGUCAGAUAACUUCUGCUGACAAAAAGUGAAACCAGAUGCCUCUAAAUGUAAAACUAAUGCUCUGCCACCUGAUCUAUUCUUUGUACACUAUGUAAAUAUAGUGUUCACAUGUAACACUCUGCGUUAAUGUGAGGAUAGAUUAUAGCAUGCAAAGUAUUUAAAGCUCUA